AUGCCCUCUCACGCCCCCCGCACGCCCGCCCUCAUGCAGGCCCACGGCACGCCACAGGUGUCUCUGCGGCGUUGCUCUGUCAGAGAACAAGGGAGCUGUUUGCCGGAGGACCGCAUAGUAGGCGGCGAGGACGCAGCUCCAGGCGAGUUCCCGGCUAUCGUGUCGCUGCAAGUGGACGAGAGCCACAACUGCGGCGCCAACGUACUCGACGAGCAGUGGGUGCUCACCGCCGCGCACUGCGUCGACGUCGAUACGAGCCAGCUGUCAGUCCUAGCCGGCACCGUCAACAUAUCCUCUGGCGGCACGCGGCACCGGGCGAACAAGGUGGUGGUGCACAGCCGGUACAGCCCCGUGGACUCCUGGGUCAACGAUGUCGCUCUCAUAAGGGUGGAGCCCGCGCUGGUUAUCGACAACGUGACCGUGGCGGCUGCCAGGCUGCCGGAGCAGUGGGAGGACACACCUGCCGGCACUCCCGCCGUCAUCAUCGGCUGGGGACGGCUCUGGCAAAACGGAGACCUACCCGAUAUGCUGCAGAAGGUGGACACGGCCAUCGUGGACCAGCAGGAGUGCUUCGACGUGUACGCCUACAACUACACGAUUCACGACAGCCAGAUCUGCUCGGAGGUGCCGCUGCCGGACAAGGGCGCCUGCAACGGUGACUCCGGCAGCCCGAUGCUGGUGGACGGCGUCGUGGUGGGUCUGGCGUCGUGGCAGCAGGGCUGCGCCCUCGAGGGCUACCCCACCGUCUACACCAGGGUCUCGCACUUCGUGGACUGGAUCGAGGAGAACAAGAAGUAG
This is a messenger RNA of Schistocerca piceifrons (Central American locust), 798 nucleotides long. Its product is annotated as mite allergen Der p 3-like. The transcript is spliced from 6 exons. Bases 1 to 798 code for a protein of 265 amino acids. The record is from RefSeq and is a predicted model, not a curated record. Gene Ontology annotation, molecular function: serine-type endopeptidase activity. Gene Ontology annotation, biological process: proteolysis. NCBI's taxonomy places the organism in Eukaryota, Metazoa, Arthropoda, Insecta, Orthoptera, Acrididae.